CUCAGAGCCACAAGACCACCUCAGACCAGCAGAACCGGCUCAGACCAACCACACAAGCUCCGGUCAGCCGGACCAGCCAUACCAGCCCAGGCCGACAGGAUCAAGUCGGACCCAUCAGACCAGCUCAGACCAUCUGGACAGAACCGCAACCACUUUGAAGAAAUAUCCAGGAAAAGUUCAUGCUGGAUCCAAUCAACAGCCAACCUGAAUUCAGCACCGACUCUGACAAAAUCCAACGGCCGUAAACCUGCUGGACAGAACCCUGAAGACUGGUAACAAGGAUCUGGCUUGAAUCCAUCUGGACUUAAAUCUGAGCCCAAAUCCAGCCGUGACCCAGCCGACGUUAGCAGGCCCCCUCCCCCAGUAGGAUGGCGUCUCUCUGCUCCCUGUCGGAGAACUGCUCAGACCCCCAGCACCUGAUCCGGACAUCAAAACUAGUGGACCUGCCUGGCCCCGCCCCCACAGGCAGCCUCCGCUUGCAGCAGCCCCUGCUGCCCGUCGUGGACGUCCCUGAUCAUGCCCACUACAUCCUGGGCUCUGUGAUCCUGCUGGUGGGGGUGACGGGCAUGCUGGGAAACGCCCUGGUCAUCUACGUGUUCUGCCGCAGCCAGACUCUGCGGUCUCCCAGCAACCUGCUUGUGGUAAACCUGGCAGCAGCCGACCUCCUGAUGUCACUGACGCAGUCACCGGCGUUCUUUGUGGCCAGCCUGCACCGCCGCUGGGUGUUCGGGGAGCGGGCCUGCGAGCUCUACGCCUUCUGUGGCGCCCUGUUCGGCAUUACAUCCAUGAUGACAUUGACCACCAUCGCGGCAGACCGAUGCCUGGCCAUCACGCGGCCUCUGGUAGCCCCGGGCGGAGUCAGCCGGAGGCGGGUGUGCGCGGCAGCAGUGGCGGCGUGGCUGUACUCACUGGGCUGGAGCCUGCCACCAUUCUUUGGCUGGAGCGCCUACGUCCCUGAGGGCCUGCAGACGUCCUGCAGCUGGGACUACAUGAGCUUCACCACCGCCGUCCGCGCCUACACCAUCCUGCUCUUCACCUUUGUCUUCUUCAUCCCGCUGCUGAUCAUUGCCGGCUGCUACCUCGCCAUCUUUAGGGCAGUGCGGCAGGCGGGGAAGGAGGUGGAGCGGCUCAGCUGCGGGGAAACCAACAAGGCGUACGAGCGGCUGCGCACCGAGUGGCGAAUGGCCAAAGUCGCCCUGGGAGUCAUUCUGCUCUUCGUGGUGUCCUGGUCACCAUACUCCAUUGUUGCCUUGACGGCCACUGCUGGCUACGCCCACCUUCUGACACCAUACAUGAACUCAGUCCCCGCUGUCAUCGCCAAGGCCUCUGCCAUUCACAACCCCAUCAUCUAUGCCAUCACACACCCAAAGUACCGCGCCGCCAUCGGCCGCCACUUCCCACUACUGCGUGGCGUGUUACGCCUCCGGGAAAAGGACCUGCACUCCUCUUUCAGCUCCAGCGCUGCUUCGUCCCGCCGUACCACACUAACCAGCUCCCCGGGAGCCCGGUUCAGCACAGGCCUCCGGGCUGAGGGCCACUGGGGGAGGAGCCGGCUGUCCUCAGCUUCAGACACAGAGUCCUGCUGGACAGAGAGCGAAGCCGAUGGGUCCAGUGCCGGGUCCACAGCCUUCAACCGGCAGCUGUCCUCAGAGCUACCUGCUGAGCCGAGCUCCGCCCCCCAGCGCCAGCAGAGGGGGCUGACUGGAGCGAUGAUAGACAGUGACUCACCUGAAGGGGGUGUUGCAAUGGAGGCUAAGCCUCUGCUACCUCUCACGUAGCCCGGCCCUGAGCAAUGGUACCACGACACAUUAUUUUCAGCUCGUCAUUUCUUGAUCAACAAAUUUCCCAUCUGACAUAUGCACAUAUGUGUGCAUGUGUUUUCUGACUUUGUUAGUUUAUGACCCCUAUAUGUAGAAAUACAAGUGUGUGUGUGUGUCCUCACUCUGCAGAUCAAUUUCGCUGAUCUGACUAUGUGAUAAGUACAAGAGAGUGUGUGUGUGUGUGUGUGUGUGUGUGUGUGUGUGUGUGUGUGUGUGUGUGUGUGUGUGUGUGUGUGUGUGUGUGUGUGUGUGUGUGUGUGUGUGUGUGUGUGUGUGUGAUUGGGCAGGCCUGUAGGUGAAGAUGAUUAAGGGGUGGGGCUGGACUUGUUUGGUGAUGUUUUCUCUGUAUUGAUCAAUUCAUCGGGUAAUAAAUAAACUUAAAAUUAUUUUUCAGUAUUUGACAUUUUCACUAAAUUGUUUCAGAAAAAAAAUUAUUUUAAGAAAAAAAUAAAGAUUUAUUGAUGUGUAUUAAACUAUUACCAGAUUUACAUUGAUGUCUCGUUCUUUAA
This is a messenger RNA of Cololabis saira (Pacific saury), 2329 nucleotides long. RefSeq names its product opsin 4.1 (gene opn4.1). The record is from RefSeq and is a predicted model, not a curated record. Gene Ontology annotation, biological process: G protein-coupled receptor signaling pathway; visual perception. The transcript has a single exon. Gene Ontology annotation, molecular function: G protein-coupled receptor activity. NCBI's taxonomy places the organism in Eukaryota, Metazoa, Chordata, Actinopteri, Beloniformes, Belonidae. Gene Ontology annotation, cellular component: membrane. Bases 369 to 1778 code for a protein of 469 amino acids.